UUUUCUUUUGAAGACGCUUCGGGUUGUCAACAAACUCAGAAGAAAACUCCCUGGAAUGUUGGAAAACAGGAGAAUGCUGGCGUCGAGAAUAGCUGAUUUAGAUUCAUGAAACCUUAGUGGAAUGAAUGAUAUAUCAAGUUCUUCUUUAGUAGAUUUUGUAUUGGAGAAAAUAAGCCGUUUUUAUUAGAGUUUUAGAGAUACAGUGACCGGCCAUGGAGCGUAAAUCGUACCUGAACAGCGCCCCCUGGUGUCUGUCGAGUCUCGUGAUGAUGGCAGUCAUGCUGCCCUCUGCCGUCGUUGGAAACGUUAUCGCAGUUACUCGCAAAAACGUCAGCUACACAUUCCCAUCCAUGCCUGCAAAUUUUGGCGACAGGCUUCCCAUGAAUGGGUUUAAGGGCAAGCUUGUUGUCGCUGUUCCCCUCGACGGCUGUUACACCUUGCAGCCGCCCCCGAAGGCCAACAUGACAAGCUACAACUUCUUUGCCCUGAUCAAACGCGACAAUUGCAACUUUGAUCUCAAGGUCUGGAAUGCGCAGAAGGUUGGUUACGCUGGUGCUAUAGUUUUUAAUUCCGAUGAUGACGAUUCAGUGCUGCCCAUGAACGGAGACCAGUACGGACAGGACAUUUACAUUCCCUCCGUGUUUGUCGGGGCGUCGUCGGGGAAAACACUCAAAACAAUGAACUACUCAACAGGGGCCAAAGUGACUCUAACCCCUACCCUCAGCUUCCCUGUCAGCUAUUUCCUCUUUCCGUUUGUCAUUGUUACCUCCACGUGCCUCGUCUUCUUUGCUAUUUACAUGGUUGCCAAGUAUGUCAGGGACAGGAGGCGAUUGAAGCGUUCCCGGCUGUCCCGCACAAACCUGAAAAAGAUUCCAGUUAAGAAGUUUGUUAAAGGCGAUGACUAUGACGUCUGUGCCAUCUGUCUGGAUGACUAUGAGGAGGGGGACAAGCUGCGUAUCCUGCCAUGCAAUCACGCGUUCCACUGCAAGUGCGUCGACCCCUGGCUGACCAACAACCGCCGCACGUGCCCAGUCUGCAAGCGCAAGGUGGUCCCGACGGGGGAAGCCGACUCGGACGAGAGUGAGUCGGAAGAUGACGACAGCACUGCAAGCCCCACCGAGCACACCCCACUCCUGGCUGGCGGUGGUGGCUCCGCCCGCCAAGGGAGCACCGCGGCCUCCUCCCCGGAGGUCGACGGGGCGUGGGGAGGGGAAGACCGCUCCUCUCCGGUCCACCUCGUCGACGCCUCAACUGCGAUGACCGAAAACGACAGCGACGAUGAAAGCGACAAUGCGAUCCAGGGAAACCUGCUGUCGCGCUCCCCUAUCAACGAUUUGGCGCACAGCGUCGAUAUCGUCACGCCGACGCUACACGCUGUGCCCGAUGACCUGCCGGACACCACCCCUGAUCACGAAUCGGUCGACGACACGCUCCCCACCGUCGUAAUCGUCGACGAGAAUACCGAGCCUCUGCCCACUCAAGACAACACAGAUAACGAGGUUUGAACUUUGACACCCAGGUGUCAUGGUGUGUAUAUCUGAAUGGUGAUCUUCUGCCCGCUCAGGACAAUACAAUGAAUGAGGUUUGAACUUUGAACUUUGACACGGAGGUGUCAUAGUGUGUAUAUACAAAUUUAUACACAUCUCUGCUGUUGAAUUUUAAUCACUUGCUACCAUUGAACUUUUUGUAGUGUAAUUGAUGUUGGAUCUUUGAUUCACUCACUCGCUGUUAGUUGUCGCAUUGCAAGAAUGCGCAUCUUCAGACUGGAGUUGGAGACCACACAAAUAUUAACCCUUGACCUUCAGUGCACACAUUGCUGAUAAUUUAAACAUCUUGAGUAGUGAUUAGCCUCCUUCAAAUCUGCAUUUUAUAGAUCUAACAGAUGUCCCCUGCAAAGUUUGCCAUGCAUGUUAGUGCCAUUUUGCUGUUCUGUUCGAUGAUUUUUCGGAGAUCACUUUAUUUUUAAGUAAAGUUUCUGGAAACGUUGGCAGUUAUUAAGCUUCUCUGUAUAACAUACAUGUACAAAAGGUGUCAGUAAGAGUUGUAGUUUAGUUGUGACGGGUCACUAC
Molecule: messenger RNA, 2069 nt
Organism: Patiria miniata (bat star)
Lineage: Eukaryota; Metazoa; Echinodermata; Asteroidea; Valvatida; Asterinidae
Product: E3 ubiquitin-protein ligase RNF13-like
Exons: 10
Coding region: 213-1505 (430 amino acids)
Cellular component (GO): cytoplasm; nucleoplasm
Source: RefSeq, a predicted model, not a curated record